This is a messenger RNA of Aspergillus wentii DTO 134E9, 1269 nucleotides long. Its product is annotated as gamma-glutamylcyclotransferase. NCBI's taxonomy places the organism in Eukaryota, Fungi, Ascomycota, Eurotiomycetes, Eurotiales, Aspergillaceae. The record is from RefSeq and is a predicted model, not a curated record. Gene Ontology annotation, molecular function: gamma-glutamylcyclotransferase activity; glutathione specific gamma-glutamylcyclotransferase activity. Gene Ontology annotation, cellular component: cytoplasm. The transcript has 5 exons. The coding region runs from base 161 to 934 and encodes 257 amino acids. Gene Ontology annotation, biological process: glutathione catabolic process.
GGAGAUGAAGAAAGCAAACGCUGCAAACACCACGUCCGAUCGAUUCGAUUAAUGUGGGAUGUGCUGGCAGAAGAAGCCGAGAUGGUUCAGGUACUUAUAGUGUUCCUGUCGUUGUCAGAGCAGCUGCGUUAUUUGCCGUUUUAAUUAUUUUAAACUCAUCAUGCCCUCGCAAGAAGGUCAGAAUGGUGCGCCUGUGCGAGAAUGGCGAAAUCAUUUCCCGGAUGGUGAUCUUUGGGUGUUUGGUUACGGGAGUUUGAUUUGGAAGCCACCACCGCAUUAUGACCAAAGAGUACCGGGCUAUAUAAGCGGCUAUGUCCGUCGUUUCUGGCAGCUUAGUUCCGACCAUCGCGGCACCUUAGAAGCCCCCGGUCGAGUGGUGACUGUCAUCGAACGCGAGUUUUGGGAGACGCUGGAUGAUCCUCUCGCACACCUCGAAUCCACAAGCGACACAGUCUGGGGCGCGGCAUAUCACAUCCCCGCCUCUCAUGCCGAAGAAGUCCACGAUUAUCUCGACGCCCGCGAGAUAAACGGCUACACGGCGCACUUUACGCCCUUCCACCCCUUCACCAAGUCUGAAUCUGAACAACCAAACUCCUCCUCACCCAUCACCUGCAUGGUAUACAUCGGGCUCCCCACCAACUCGCAAUUCCUGACCGACAAAGCGCGCCGCGAACCGCAGGACGUGGCGGCGGUGAUCAGCGCGAGUCGCGGCAAGAGCGGGAAGAACAGCGAGUAUCUGUUUAUGUUGGAGAAGGCGCUGGAAGGGCUGGGGCUGGGGAGUGCGGAUGGGCAUGUGACGGAUUUGGUGAAGAGGGUGGAGGGGAUUGAGAAGGGGGUUGCGGUGGAGGAAGAGGAGAGGGCGGAGAGGGAGGUGAAAGCGUCGUUGAGUGCGUCUGUGGAAGAGGCGCAUGGGCAUUUUCCCAAGACGGAGUAGGAUCUUCGAUUAGGUUGAUGCAUACCUUACCUACAUGGUAGAUUUAUGUUGCAUAAGAUUGGUUGAUGAUGGAUGAUUGACGUGGACUUACUUGCAUAUGCCAGAUUACCUUAGAUAUGAUGCAAUUAUACAAGGAUACAAGGGGUUUGUUAUAAAUUGGAAAGACGACAAAUGUGAUGUUAUUCCUUAGCGCUCGUAUCAUCUCAAAAAAGAGAAAAUAGUACUAGUCAUUUGCACCAUUAAGAUCAAAGAUCAUUCCAUCAUCAAAAGAUAUCGGGCCCCAUCAUUUCUUUUCAAUAGUUCGUAUCUCAUAACUUGCAUUCCAGGGUGAACAG